Molecule: messenger RNA, 6415 nt
Organism: Anneissia japonica
Lineage: Eukaryota; Metazoa; Echinodermata; Crinoidea; Comatulida; Comatulidae
Product: transmembrane protein 62-like
Exons: 16
Coding region: 90-2132 (680 amino acids)
Molecular function (GO): hydrolase activity
Source: RefSeq, a predicted model, not a curated record
GUGUAAACACAAAGCCACAAGGUCAUCUACUGAAACAAGGGAGAAGAGACUAGCCUGUGAGCGAUAACAGAGCUAGAGAUGCGCUGGUUAUGCGUAACUUUGUAAAUCUGUUAAAAAGAGUAGGCCUAUUACCUUUGUACGAAGAUCAAAACAGACAAGGUGAGAAGCUCACCUGGACCAUCAUGUUGCGUGUAUUUGGUGUGAUUGGAGUAGUGGUCCUUCUCCUGGUGCUGGUUGGAUCCUGGUGUUGGGAAGCAGCUGUGGAAUUCUACACUAAGCCAGUAGUAUUUGAAGGUGUUCACCAUCCUAAUGAUCAGGAAGCCCCAUAUCCUGGAGGAACAAUGGACAACUUAUGGUGGUUUGUGCAUAUAUCUGACGUACAUAUAUCAAGGUUUAAAGAUCCGUCUAGGACUGAACAGUUUAAAGUAUUUUGUGAUGAAGAUAUCAAUGCAAUAAAUCCUCCUUUAGUUAUCGUUACAGGUGAUUUAACAGAUGCUAAAAGACCAGACCACAUUGGAUCAGAGCAGUAUGAAAUAGAGUGGCAGACAUAUUGGAGUAUUCUGAAGCUAGCAAAUAUACCACAGAGAACACAUUGGGUUGAUAUACGAGGGAAUCAUGAUACAUUUCAUGUCUUGUCCAAGAAUCAUGAGAAUAGCUAUUUUAAAAAAUAUUCCAUCUCUGGUCAAAAGGGAGACACAGAUUCCUUCCUGGUUGAGAAAAAAUUUCCAUUUGGAACGUAUUCAUUCAUUGCCUUGGAUGCUCUGCUAGAUCCAGGCCCAGGAAGGCCUUUUAAUUUCUUUGGAGUUAUGGAAGAGCCAGAAUUGAAACGUGUAGAAGAACUGUCACAGAAAACAUUGAAGAGCAACCAGACCAUUUACUUUGGGCAUUAUCCAACUUCCAUUAUCAUAACCGAUCAUGCACGUCUUACAAAUGUUUUACAAAAUGGUAUUGCAUACUUGUGUGGGCAUUUGCACAGCCUUAUGGGUAACCUUCGUCAAAUGAAAGCCUUGCAACGGACGGGGUCGUUGGAACUUGAGGUUGAAGAUUGGAAGGACAACCGGAAAUAUCGCGUUGUAGCCUUUGAUCAUGAUAUGCUGUCAUUUGGGGAGAAGCGUUUUGAGGAAUGGCCUCUCAUUGUAAUCACCAACCCAAAGAGUGCUCGUUUUAUGGCUCCCAAACACGAACCUGUGGGCAAAAUGCAGCAUUCAACGCAUAUACGUGUGCUUGUCUUUUCACCUGAUGCAAUUGCCUCAGUGUCUGUGUUUCUUAAUGAUCAGCACAUCGGAGAAGCACAACAUGUAGAGGGCCCACUCUAUGUAUUACCAUGGAAACCGAACCAAUAUGCAAAUGGUCUACAUCAAAUGAAAGUUAUAGCUAAGGAUGCUGCAGAUCAUAUAUCAGAGUCUAUUCAAGAGUUUUCUCUUGAUGGCAGCAGACCCUUGCAGUGGUUAGGAGGAGCAAUCGUCCUUAUGACAGAUGUACCAGCAUUGUUUCUAUCACUAUACGCUAUUGAAAUCGUUCUACUAGUUGUUCCACUUGUUGUGUUGCGCAGAAAUUCUAGACCAAUUCCAAGCUAUCACCAUGAUCCAGUGUCAAGAGCCUUUAUAUAUCUAGUUCACCAUGAUUUCUUCUUCUAUUCACUGAUUUUAAUUGGAAUUUUUCCAGUAUUUGGACCGUGGAUAUUUGGUCGACUGGUACAAGAGAGAAUCGGCAUUUCCCUAUUGUAUGGCAUUUAUGUCGAGGGUAAAUGGAUUCCGGAAAAAUUUUCAUAUGCUAUUGCAUUUAUGGAUAUGUUAUUUAUUCAAUUACCAAUUACAAUAUUUCUUGCCGCUUGCAUUUCUCAUCAUAAGAACAAAACAAUUCAACGAGUUCGAUUCAAAUCAGGACCAAUUGUCAACUUCGUUAAAUCUAUUUUUAAACUCAUUGGCUGGUUAAUAUGUUACGCCAUUUUAAUUCCCGCGGUAGGAUGGCAGUGGUACGAGUGCGUAUGCAUACGACGUUGUUAUGGAGAUCUAGGUUUAUUCCUAUCGCCUGUAUUUCUUUGGCGGUAUUUCUUAUUUUUUCUUCUGAUUUUUAGAGCACACUUUUUUGGAGUAAAACCUUUAGUGAAUGCUAGCAAUGGUAAAUCAUAAUUCGAUGUCACAGGGGUUUGUAGUAUUUUGAUAAAUACUAAAGUUUUAUUAUUUAAGAAUCUGUCUGUGUCAAACUAAUCAACUCCAAAAUAUUUUGAUUGCUUGCUUUUAUUCAAGUAAGUUAUAUAUUUAAAAGUAGAAUAAAAUAAUAUAUUCCUACUAAUUAAUACCGUUAUUAGGAGUGAUGUUAUUCCCUACCUGAUGUAUUAUUGACAUCAUCAAAAGACCGUUACACUACCCACAGCUUCUUAGGUAAAGGGUAGGAGAAUAACCCAUAACUUGCAGCGUCAUUGUGCUAAAUUGCGUAUGGUGAUUGAAAUUCAACAUUAGGCCACUAAGCGCAAUCUUAGUGGUGUCGGGGUUUUUAGGAUAGGAAGGCAGGCUAGUAAUCUGUAGGUAAAGGGCUCGAAUCCCAUCUGAAUCACUUGCAAGAUUUUUUUUUGCAUGCAUUUAAGAAUGUACUGAGUAUUCAGUAUGGUAACACGUCAGGUAGUGCAAAACAUCACUCCUAUUAAAUUUCCUGAUGCAAAACAACAUCGAAAUACUGUUAUUAUUUGCAUAGAUCCUUAAAAUGGCUGGUAAUAAAUUUAAGGAAUUUUUAAGUAAAAGUCUGUAAAUUAUUGAAAAAUAGAUUCUUUUGAGCCCUGGUUUUAUUGAAAGUUAAUAACGUAUUCAUAGGCAGAUUCAGGGUGGGGGUAGUUGACCCAGCUUUCACCCCUUUCCCCCCCCCCCCCCAAUUUUUUGAAGUAAACAAAAUGGAGGAAAAAGAAAAUUUCAUUAGAUUUUUAGUCUGAGAGUUACAUUUAGAAGUAGAAAUACAUUUUUGUACCUUGGCCCCAACCAUGGUUUAGCUGAUGUGGGCCCACCCUCCCUCUCUAAUUUCAUAAUUUUAAAUAGAGCUAUUCAAUAUCUGAUUUAUUAUUUUGGGGUUAGAGAUAUUGCCACAGAGAUUAAAUUUUUAAUACCUGUUUUCAAGGUGAAAUAUGGUUUAUAAGUUUGGUAUAAAAUUUGUUUUUUUUAAUGUAAAUCUUCAGUUCAUGUGUGCAAACCUACAUUAGCUGCUUCACUGUAUUCGCUUUCAAAUAUUUCCAAAUAUAAAGUAAUCAUUGUGAAGGGUGUGUACCCAUUUAAUUUAAUAUGAACUACCGUACUAUUUCAGGUGAUAAUGAUAUACAAAUUAAAGUUUUAUGUGUAACAAAUCAAAUUCAUCAUUUGUGAAUGAUUUUAUAUUAUAAAUAUUUGUAUAUUAGGAUUAUGAAUAUAUUAUUUCCAAAAUGUAAUUAAUGCAAUAAAUAAAAAUAAUUCUUGGGCUGUAGAUUAGUAACUGAGAAUGUUGUGUUGGUCCCUAGGUCAGCCACAGUGCCCCUUUGUGGUAAACGUGACAAUUAAAUCCCUCUCUCUGAAUAUUGUAUGUAUUCUUAAACUUGCACAUGGGACAUAAUCUUUUUUAUAUUGUUUGAAAGUUUACAUGGUGAAUAAACAAUUAGUAUGUGCCAUGCUUUACAAAGGGCCAACAGCUUUAAAAGAGAACUAGCAAAAUGAUUUUUUGUUCUAGAGGAGAUUUUUGAUAUGCCAUUAUAUGUAUAUAAUAUAUGUGCAUGCUGUAACCAUGGUUGUUGUAACUUGCAUAUAGGCCUAUAACUGCAUCAGCGGUUGUCAACAGAAGAGUUACAGCUAUGGUUACAGCAUGCACGCAAAGAUCGUACGCGGCGGAUACCCUACGUGGUUUUAUUUACACGAUCUUUUGUUACUUAUUUCGCCAGUGACGUCACGAUUAAAUUGUAUAUAAUGACCUAUAACUCCAUAAGAAAUUGCCAAAAAACGAUUUUAAGGUUGAUUAUAUUAUAAAUGGCAUAUCAAAAUUCCCCUCUAGAACAAAAAAUCAUUUUGCUAGUUCUCUUUUAAAUGUCUUGUUCCUAACAAUGGUGCACUAGAACUCGGUUUUUGCUUACAGGAAGAGCAGCGCGACAGAAUAGUACCAAAAACUCAAACCUCUGCAUGGUCUAAUACACAUGAGGUUACAUUCUACUGUAUAUGCUGCUCUCUCUGAAAUUAUAUAAUAUCGUACAUACAUUAUUGGUGUAUAUUGAUAUAGCACUGUUACAUUUUCAUCAUAGCAAUUAAGUAACAAAUAAUUAGCCUUUGACCUUGCAUUAUAAAUCAGGUAAAUGACUUAUAAUUCAAACCAGGGACACCUCUAGAUGUUUUAAUGAAUAUUUAUAAGUAUAUUGAUUGGUAUUCAUAAAUAUGUAUUUAUGCACAUAAAAUGUAUUAUUAAUGUCAUGAUAUUUUAAAAAGUACAAUCUAUUGUGAAACAGUACUUAACUCAGAAGAGUUUGACCUCCAAGAGGUGUCAACAUCAACUGAAUGGGUAAUUCUGUUACAAUUUCUAAUAGAAACCCACUGCCGAUGCUUUAAUAAUAACUCAUCUUAAAAUGUAUUCUAUAAUAAUGACACACUACUCUAAUAGUAACCCAGUGGUAUUACUAUUGGAAUGCCAAAACUGUGUCUUGAAAUGGCUUGAUGAUGUGGGAGGGUGCGAAGUUAGAAAGGGGAGGGGCUCGAUGAUUAAAUGUGAGGCACUAGCUUGCAAAAUCAGGUGAUUUUUAACUACUUGAACAUGAUUUUUUUUUUUCGAACAUUUCCAAAGGUGUGUCUGUGGGGAUGGGGGAAUCAGGUGAUUUUUAACAACUUGGAACAUAUUUUUUUUUUCGAACAUUUCCAAUGGUGUAUGUGUGUGGGUGGGGGGGGGGCUCCAAUAAUGCUACCAUGCCUACAUGUAUACCUGGUGUUAUCCCUACUGAAUAUGAUUUGUUUUGAAUAUAAUAAAGAAAAAAAAUCAACAAUCUAACUUGCAAGUUACACCCAAGAAACAUUGGUGGGAUAUUACAUUUGAAUGCCCAAUGCAUGGUUAAUAAUUUUGAACCAAAUACAGUACUUUAUUAGUAACCCAUACUUUAAAUGAAUAAUAGAAUAGUGACCAGGUUUCUAUCACAAUUUUUAUGGUUAUAAACUUUUUGAAGUCACCCAAGAGGUCAGUUGAUAGUCAUUUUUGUUGGAGGUUGAAAGGUUCCGAGAAAGUACUGCACUUCAUUCCAUAUUUGCUUCUACAAUUAAAUACAAUUCAAUUCAUUUUGUCUUUCUUAAAAAACAACAGUAAUCAAAGCUAAAUGACAUUCAUGGUGUAUCAAGUAUUAUUAAUAAUUUAUUGGGCAUUAAACAGUCUGUGAGCUGCAUGAUUUGAUAAAGAAUUAGUUAUGAUAUUAAUUAAAUUAAUUUGUAUGAAAAAUGAAAAAAUUGCAUUUAUAUAAGUUUUGUUAAUAAGGUUUAUUACUAUGAGCUUGAGGGUUUGAUAAAGAAUUGACGAUGUUAUUGAUUUAAAUUUUCAUAUAUGCAAGUUUUGUUAUUAAGGUUUAUUAUUUUAAAAACCAUCUUAAAAGGCAAUACAAAGUUGUAAUAUUAGUUAGCUUGUUUUAGGAUCAAAUGAUCAAUUAUAAAAAUUAGUUUAGUGGUUGAAAUCAUCAAGUUUAUCCUGACCGAUAUUAACUUUGUUUAGGAAUCUAGUAAAGAAAUUUGUCCCCUGUUAUAACUGGAACUUUAUCAAUGUUAUUUUUAAAAUCAUGGAGUUAAAUCAUAUUUAACUAUAUCUGUAAAGAAAUUUGUCCCUGUUAUAACUGGAACUUUAUCAAUAUUAUUUCUAACAUCGUGGAGUUCAACUAUGUCUGAAAUUGUGGCCCUUGUCUGUUGUUUCCCCACGCCCUCUUUUAUGUUUGGUUUAGGGUUAAUACAUGACCACUUUUAUGUCCAUGAUCACCAGGGAAGAAAAGCACAUUUCAACAUAAUUUUAAAAAGGAACUACGCAAGCCAUGGUGAUUUAUAUGAUUUUAAGUAUUAAUAGGACAAAUCAUCAUUCACUUUUAUUACAAAUUCCAAAAACAAGGAAUAAUUUAUACAAAUACCAAUAUUGAUAUUGUAUUGUACUCACAAAAAAUAUUCCAAUAAAGACUGCCUCUGGUACGGGCCUGCUCUAGUAGUGUUUUUUUAGAAAUGAGGGGAAGAUUAAGUGAGGGGUACCAGCUUGCAAAAUAAGGUGAUUUUUAACUAGAGUGUAAUUUUUUUGCUUUGAUCAUUUCUAGUGGGGACGGUACAAGUAUUUUUUCUAGAUACGCCCUGCUUAUGCAUGUCUGUGCCUUGCAUUAAUCUUCCAACAUCUGUGCACACCUCAUUGGUUGUUAUCUCUGCUAUUGACAUAAAUUCAGUAUGCAAUAAAAUUUACCAGCUAA